GGGAGGGGCGGAGACUGAACUGAAGCGGCGCCGUUCUGUACCUGCUGGGGUUGGAAUAAUGAGAGGUGAUGCCAUCGUCUCCUCCACUGUGGGCAGCGGCCUCUUCCCUUGCUGCUGCCGCCGGUGAGCGACUCCAGCACGGUGCCAACAACAGAUGUGAAGUGAACAGGACCACAGUUCCCUGCUGUUUGUCUUCCACCCUUCUCCAACCAUGGAGUCACAUCUGAGGUUUUCCAACCAGCUGGGACCUUCCUGGAACACAUGUGGUAACAGGCCCUUCCGGCCCAAUGAGUCCGCGCCGCCCAUUUUAAACCCAAAUUAACCUACCCUAUUAGCAAUGUGGGAGGAAACCGGAGCACCUGGAGGAAACCCACGCAGACACGGGAGAACGUACAAACUCCUUACAGACAGUGACGGGAAUCGAACCCUGAUUGCUGGCGCUGUAAUAGCGUCCUGCUAACCGCUACGCUACUGUGCUGCCCACAUUCCUAAAGCUUUCUAAACCUUGCGUAUGCUUCCUUUUUCUUCCUGACUAAAUUUCAGAUCUCUCGCGUCGUCCAAGGUCCCCUCACCUUACCAUCCUUGUCCUGUUUGUACCGGUGCCACCUGGAAGAGAGCCCAAUGAUCCAGAAACCAGCAGCCCUCCUUGCUGCAGCAGCUCCUGAGCCACACGUUGAACUGCACCAUGUCUCACCUCACCAGCAUGUGGCACGAGCAUGAAUCCUGAGAUGACAAUCCUGGAAGUCCUGCUUUUUAACCUUCUACCUCGCUCCCUAAAAUCAGUGUGCAGGUCCUCAUCCCUGCUCCUGCCUAUGUCAUUGGCACUGUAAUGGACCAGGACCUCAGACUGCUCACCCUCUCCUCGCAGAAUGUCCUCUACCUGCUGCGAGACAUCCCUGACCCUGGCACCAGGGAGGUAACACACCAUUUGUGUUCCCAACACACUAUCAAUAGGUUCGUGCACUCCUCCUGGCUGUAAGUUUAUCUGCCCUACCAGUGCUUCUUGCAUUGAAACACACACACUUCAGCCCCUCAGUCCCACUGUGUUAAUUUACCCGGCCCUGCCCGUCUUCCCCAUCAGGCUGACUGUUCCCAAACCUGACCUUCCCCUCAGUCCCCCCACCUGCUGACCUGCAGCUCUGGUCCCCACCCCCUGCCACACUGGUUUAUACCCUCCUGAGUAGCACCAGUGAACCUCCCUGUGAGGACAUUGGUUCCCCUGCAGUUUAGGUGGAACCCGACCUCCUUUUCCCGGUCCCAUCUGCCCUGGAAGAGAGCCCAAUGAUUCCUGUACCUGAAUCCCUCCCUCCUGCACCAGCUCCCUCGCCACAACUUUAACUGCACUGGAGAAGUCACCAGGAGCACAGAUCUGCUUAUAAUUCCUGCCCCUUCCUGUGACCGUGAUUUUCAUUCCCCCCUCAGUGUCCGGUACCACAGCUCUCCCAGAUUUGUAUUUAAUGAAUUAAUCUUCUCAUCACUGGAGGCCUCUGCCCCCUCCCCCACCAACUCUGUGUGUGAGGAGGGCGCUCUGCCCUGUUCCUGGGCCCGGGGAGGGACGGACGUCACUUUCAGCCGCUCCCUCAAGUAUUUGUUGGCGAAUGGAAACGGAUUUCUGAUAAUUCGGGAGCAGGGGAGGCGGUGAAACCGGGAAAUCCUUCAACACGGACCUGGGGUGUGAGAGAGUUUAUCCGGAGCGCUGUGUUUCCCUUCUGUUGUGGGGAAACCGGUGGAAAUUGGCGGUUGUGGCAAAGUGGGGGCGGAGCUGGGAGAUGAGAGGCCGCUCCCUGCUCUGUCUGUCCCUCUGACUCUGUCCCCUCCCCUCCCCGCCUCUCUCUCUGUCUCUCUCUCUCUCUCGCUGCGCCUUUCUCGGGCAGGUCGGGGCGCUGUGUAUAAAAGGAGACAGCAGCAGUCGGAGUGUCAUUGAGCAGCGACUUGAGUGAAGCAGCAUCAUGUCUGGCAGAGGGAAAGGAGGCAAAGGUCUGGGCAAAGGCGGGGCCAAGCGGCACCGUAAAGUGCUCCGUGAUAACAUCCAGGGCAUCACCAAACCAGCCAUCCGGCGCCUGGCUCGGCGUGGCGGCGUCAAGCGCAUCUCAGGGCUGAUCUACGAGGAGACUCGUGGGGUGCUGAAGGUUUUCCUGGAGAAUGUGAUCAGGGACGCGGUCACCUACACCGAGCACGCCAAGCGCAAGACGGUGACUGCCAUGGAUGUGGUGUACGCUCUGAAACGCCAGGGCCGCACUCUCUAUGGCUUCGGCGGCUGAAGAACUCUGCCCUUUCUCCCGAGCACAACACAAAGGCUCUUCUCAGAGCCACCCACCGCCUCACAGAGGGAGCAGUGACCCGGAGAUCUGAUGUAAUGUCAUUGGACUGAAAUGUUAACUCUUUAUUUCCCAGAAUGUUCGAUUAUAUUUCAGGGACUCCGGUGGGCGAGAUUUUCAUCUAAUUAUUGACAACUCUGGAGGGGUAAUUGGGGGUUUGUAGAAUAUUGUUAGGAUGCAAACAUCAGCACCGCUUGGUCACCGGUUGUACUGUCGGCGGUGGGAUUUGUUCAGGAAGCAGUGAGCAGAUCGGUGUCCCCGCCUGUUACACACCGGUAAAGUCCAGAGUCAAACCACACUGUGGAACACAGACUGGGCGGCAUCAGGUCAGGAAGAGCGGGGUUGUGACAUUAAUGGCUGGAGAUCAAACUGCCGCUCUGUGGGUCAGGACUCUGGAAGUGGCGGCCUUUCUGAAGUUCCCCAUUUCCCCACUCCGGACCCAGUGAAUCCGCUGUCUCUCCGCUGGGAGAGAGCUCCAUUCAUCCAUUCAACUGGCGGAAGCGGGAGGAACAUGACGAGAAGGGAAGAGAAAGUUACUCCGCGUGUUUCAGACGAAGAGCGCCGGGCGGUGUCGCGGCUCUGGCAGAUACACAGGCCGAUUGCCUGGAAACAAAAUUGCCCCGCACUCGCCUCAGCCGGUGCUCAGGCGAGCCCUGCUGUUCUUUGCCCUGGUGCUGUGAGCGGUGUGUGCAUUCUGCGGGGCUUCAUUUGAAAUGGUGCCGGGAGUUACUGCUGUUCAGCGGACUCUGGGCCCCGCUGUUAUGUCCGCUAUCUGGACGUGACCUGGUUACAUUAAAAUGUAUAAAUGAUAAUUGUACUCAUUAUGCUGUGCGGCCCAUUGAAAU
Molecule: messenger RNA, 3163 nt
Organism: Pristis pectinata (smalltooth sawfish)
Lineage: Eukaryota; Metazoa; Chordata; Chondrichthyes; Rhinopristiformes; Pristidae
Product: histone H4
Exons: 3
Coding region: 1950-2261 (103 amino acids)
Biological process (GO): nucleosome assembly
Cellular component (GO): nucleosome
Molecular function (GO): protein heterodimerization activity; structural constituent of chromatin; DNA binding
Source: RefSeq, a predicted model, not a curated record